AGAAUGAAUAUAAGAAAAAUCCGAUAGCGUGUCUAAAAAAGAAGAAAUCAUGGAUGGGCGAUGUUUUGUUUGCUCAGGAAAAUUUACUCUUUUUAACAGAGAGAACUGUUGUUCAAUGUGUAAGCAUUCAAUUUGUGGCAAGUGUACUGUUGAAUCAACUGUUGAUGACACAAGUUCAGCCAAGGUUAAAGUUUGUCUUGAAUGUAAAAGGGAAAGAGAGUCAAAAGUGGCACCUAUAAUAUUGGAUCCUCCUAAGUUUCUCCAGAAACUUGAGGAUCCACCUGGUCCAGCAAAAAAGAGACCACCAUUAAAAAAACAGAUUACAGAUGCUGACAUUCAGUUGAGAUUGGAUGCUUUGAAAAAAAGUGAACCAGGAAAGAAAGUCCUAGGCAAACGACCAACAGAAUAUGAACUUCAGUCCAAACUGAACAAAAUGGUUGGACGUCCACCCCCAGUGCAGGAACCUGUCAUACAACUCUAUGUCAACAUUAAACCCAUAUCUGACCAGGUUGACGAUUUGGUGACUCAAGUUGAUGAUGAAUUCAAAAUAGAUUCCCAAAUUGGUCCCUCUGGUAGUAGGACCAUGUCCACUGGCGUUGAGGACCUAGAGGAACGAGCAAGAGCUCUCAAAUACGGCACUUCUGAGUUGAUAGCAAUGCACACUUCAAGCAAAAAAUCGAAAGAUGGACUACAAGAUGAACUACGAGACCUAUCACAUCUUACUGAAGAGGAGCAGGUUGAAUAUCUCAUUAAAAUGACGGAGGAGGAGGCAAAGAUAGAUUUUAGAGCCGGAGUUGAGUUUAAGUCACCCGAAGAGGAAGAGAAGAAGUUACCCGGAGAGGAGGUGGAGGAGGAGUUACCCUGGUGCUGUGUGUGCAAUGAGGAUGCUGAGGUGCGCUGUUCUGAGUGCGACAAUGAUCUGUACUGCAAACGAUGCUUCAAGGAGGGGCACGAUGAGUUUGAUUUAGAAGACCACAAGCCUGCGAUAUUCAAGAAGACAGAGAAGCACAAGAAGUACAACAUGGAGCUAUAAGGUGUCACAGUUCUAGAAACAUGGUGUUUUACUAGCAGAGACAUUAACAGAGACAAUGUACAUGAGUAGAGCAUGUCACGUGAUUAGAAUAUCAGUUUUUGUGCUGAACUUGUGAGUUUGAUACAUUUUGUUUAUUCACCAGUAUCCAAGAUUAUCGAUGGAAUAAUUAGUUUUAGAUUGUUAGGUUGAGUAAUAAUUGAUUGAUUAUUUUGUAAAUUUACCCAGAAAACUAGAGAAGCUCUCGUGUUUAUUGACUAUCUGUUUUAAAGAAUGAAUUGGAGCAUUCUGUCGGCCUAUUUUACACUAUCUUACUAUAUUUGAUUUGUGAGAUACAAUUUCAUUUUAUGAGCAAUUGAGUGUCAGGUAAACCGUUUUAAUGAUUAUAAUGCUGGUUAGAUUGUUAGUAUAUAAUCAAAAUAAAUUCUUCAUUUCAUCGAAUUGCCAAUGUUCAGAGCUUGUUGAAGGCACUUGCUCAAUGCUCUCUCAUCCUCAUAGUAUGAUAGGGUGCUGUGAACGUUAUAAUCAUGUUAUUGUUAUAAUGUUAGAUAUUCAUACAUUUGACGUAUUUAGAUUUCAUACUACUCAAAUGUACAUUAUAAAUAUUCAUUGAUAAUUGUUCAACGCUUACAUUCGGAUGGAUUUCACCUUUUUCUCAAAGUCCCUGUAAAAUUUUUCUUUUCUAGUUUUA
Messenger RNA from Bolinopsis microptera, 1721 nucleotides. RefSeq names its product abscission/NoCut checkpoint regulator-like. The transcript has 8 exons. Lineage: Eukaryota; Metazoa; Ctenophora; Tentaculata; Lobata; Bolinopsidae. Bases 50 to 1033 code for a protein of 327 amino acids. The record is from RefSeq and is a predicted model, not a curated record.